Messenger RNA from Pisolithus orientalis, 446 nucleotides. RefSeq lists its product as uncharacterized. The record is from RefSeq and is a predicted model, not a curated record. The transcript has a single exon. NCBI's taxonomy places the organism in Eukaryota, Fungi, Basidiomycota, Agaricomycetes, Boletales, Pisolithaceae. Bases 22 to 369 code for a protein of 115 amino acids.
CCCCCCAGCAUCAAGCCCGCUAUGGUGAACUUCGUGCUCGAUUUUGCAGAACGCCUGCUCGCACUCAGUGCCGAGGAUGACGCGGCUCCGAGUCCACUUGUCGCAUCUUACCUUUCGUUGUUGUUGUUAAGCCACCUGACGACGUUCGUCGAGCGUACCAAGGGAUAUCAGGACAUUUCUACGCCUCUCACUCAAAGACAGAUCGGACUUCUCGCUCUACCUUGCACAUCACAUCGUAGUCGUAGACGGCGUUCAGGUGGAAUCAUUACUCGGGUUGCUGACUCCGCUGUUACGAAUGGCCACACGAGCGGUGCCGGAAGGCCGGAGCGCACAAAGGUCUACAUUUCGCGUCGGCGUCUCAUGUUCUAACACGCGAGAGACGGAGCGAAAAGGGAAGGAUGCCGACAUCGCCAAGUGGGUGGCAGAGCUUGCGCCGACCUCUAGCG